Serendipita indica DSM 11827 is the source of this 354-nucleotide messenger RNA. Lineage: Eukaryota; Fungi; Basidiomycota; Agaricomycetes; Sebacinales; Serendipitaceae. The record is from the annotation of a GenBank genome assembly.
AUGAAGUUCUUACCGCUCUUCGCCGCCGUCGCAGCUUCGUUUAUCUUGCAGGGGGAGGCCCACGCAGCCAAUAUCGCCCGUCAAGAGAUUGGCACUGUGACCCGUGUUACUGGCGGUGGUGAGGAGGAGCCUACAAACAUCCAGUACCAGCAGCGUCAAACCAGUAUCGACCACAAGCACAAAAAGCACAAGCUCUCAGAGCUCUUCAACCGUAAAGCCAACUUCCUCUUCGAGUCAGACGACCCCCAAGCCCUCGAGCUCGAGCUCGAGCCGCUCCUCUACGAAGCCUCAGUCAUCAUCAACACAAACUGGGUCUCUCAGCCCUACAAAAACGAGCAGCGGGUCAUCCCCUAG